Molecule: messenger RNA, 1158 nt
Organism: Cantharellus anzutake
Lineage: Eukaryota; Fungi; Basidiomycota; Agaricomycetes; Cantharellales; Hydnaceae
Exons: 5
Coding region: 1-1158 (385 amino acids)
Source: RefSeq, a predicted model, not a curated record
AUGACCAACCUCCAUCCAAUUCCCACUGUCCUGUUAUGGGAGUGUCUGGCAUUGUAUCGAGUGGGCGCUGUCUUAGCCCUCCAACAUGAAACGUAUUUGCAGAUAUGCUCAGAAUGGAAGGGACUUCUCGCACAGGGCAUCCACAGUGCACACGGUCCUAACGGGAUACCUGGAGAGGCUGACAUGAUUGCCGCUCGUUUCGUCGCUGUUGUCCAAGCAGAGGGGGCAUCACUCCGUCCCAACCUUAUCGACUUCUCCACACAUGUAGCUGGCCCUUACCCUUCUGUGCUAACCCCUAUCCCCAACUCUUUUCGCCUCGUUCAUAGUUCAUCCCCAUGUCUGAGACCCCUCUCAUCUUAUUCGGCCCGCUUGAACAAUAUACCCCCACUGCAAGGAGCAGAAAAUCGCUCGCCAAGGCCACAAAAUAAUAUCCUCAUUAAAUCCCACCAGUUCAACGAAUCCAAUUCUGAAGAUGCUUAUGUGUGUUUUCGUCGACGAGAUGUCAAGUCAGUCCGUAAGACCCAUCGGAUGGAUACAACACCUGCCGAAAAGGUCUCAUGGCUACAGCAGGAGCUUAUCAAGGCGAAAGAUCUCGCUAACUUAACCAUUUUGCGUGAGGUCAAGAAGUUGGAGCUCAAUAAGGAUGCGCAUAGUGUUCUCGAAGCGAGGAUCAGGUUUAUCGAAUUGAAGAGGAAGCAUCCACAGUUCUCAUUGAGGACAGAUGACCAACUACUCGUGGACCCUGAAUGCGUGUUGGCCAAGCGGCUGAAGAUGAUGUUGGAGCAGAAUAAGGAUCCUACAGACUUAAAUUUGCCCUAUCUGGCCCUUGAAGAGCAAGUGCAUCCACAUGAGCGUGCUGAGUCAUUUGCUAAGGAGAUCGAGCGCCAAUGCGAAGAACUCGGGCUGGGAGGAUUAUUUAGAUCUCCCGAUGAGUUUACCCAUCUCAGCUCACUUUUUUCACGCUCUUUCCUUCGCUGUAUCACCAUCAAAGCCCUCGGUAGAGCACACAGGACGUUCACCAUUCUCGAUCUGAAUACGUACAGGGCAAGGCAGGCCGUCAUUCAUCGAUCGUUGCCCGUUCCACGGAAGAAGAAGAGGAGAUCCUCAGAAUACCCCACCCCCAGUUCCGCAAUUAUUUUCAUCAACUCUCUCAUCUGA